UCAACUUUAUCGUGUCAUAAAACAGCAAUUUACGUUCAUGUGGACUUGUGGAUUUAUAGAAAUAUAUGUAUGUGCCCAUUGUACAUAUGCAUAAGUAGUGCAUUAUAAAGAUAUGUACGUAUGUACGCAAAUCGAAGCAGGAACUAGGAAACAGUGUGAUGAAGUUUUCAAUUAAAUAUAAUAUGAAAGAAUCAGAGGUAUAAUAUAAUAAUAGUUACGUACUAAAAGAUGUAAUAAAAAUUCUCCCAUAUCAUGAAAUAAUAUUGUGUGUGUGUUGUAAGUGUUCUUUCAUUAAUCAUAAAUCUCAGACCCAUAAUUUUGGCCAUAGUGUACUUAUGUAUACACAAUGCAUUCACACUACGUAUUUAUAUACAUACGUGUAUAACAUAGCAUUCAAUGUAUAUUCUAUAUAUGCUAUGCAGAUGUAUUGUAUAGAUGCGUAACACCGUACAGUGUCGCGCUCAAAUUACGCUUGCGUAUGAAAGGAACAGGAACGUCAGGAGCACAGUAAAUGAUGAGUUGGAAGUAGGAACGCGUUCUUUAGUCUCUUAUACGCUUUUCAAACUGUGGGAUGAUCCAGGUGUGAAUUCGUGUAAAGUGUAGAAACAAUUUUUGGCAUUAACCAUGGUACUAGAUCUAGAUCUUUUUCGAGAAAACAAAGGUUUUAAUCCUGAUAAAAUACGAGAAAACCAAAAGAAUCGUUUUAAAGAUGUAAAUUUAGUAGACUUGGUAAUUGAAAAAGACAAACUUUGGCGAAAAUUGCGGCACAGAGCCGACAAUUUCAAUAAAUUGAAAAAUGUAUGUAGCAAAGAGAUUGGAGAAAGAAUGAAAAAGAAAGAGGCGGUAGGUUGUGAUAGUACCGUUUCAGAGGAUAUUCUUGGAAAUUUGGAUAAUUUAACAUCUGAUAACCUGAAAUCAUUAACGGUCACACAGAUCAAGACUAUUCGUGGUUGCAUAGAUGAUGCAAUUACAAAGAAUGACAAAGACCUCGUUUCAACUGAGUUGGAAAGAAAUCAAGCCCUUAAAGAAAUAGGUAACUUUUUGCACGAAUCUGUACCAAUUAGCAAUGACGAGGAAGAAAAUAAGGUCGAAAAAACAUAUGGGGAUUGUACACAAAACAAGAGGUACUCGCACGUUGAUUUAAUAUAUAUGAUCGACGGAUUGGACGGAGAACGUGGCACCAAUGUUUCUGGUGGACGUGGUUACUUUUUAAUGGGAGCAGCAAUUUUCUUACAACAGGCGUUAAUACAAUUUUCCCUUAGAAAAUUGUUUGUUAAAGGUUAUAAACCUCUGUAUACUCCUUUUUUCAUGCGCAAAGAUGCUAUGCAGGAAGUAGCACAAUUAUCUCAAUUUGACGAAGAAUUGUAUAAGGUAAUUGGUAAAGGAAGCGAGCGUUGCGACGAGAAAGAUAUAGAUGAAAAGUAUUUGAUUGCUACAUCGGAACAACCGAUAGCUGCAUUUCAUCGAAACGAAUGGAUCCCUGAAAAUACAUUGCCAAUCAAAUAUGCAGGAUUAUCUACGUGUUUCAGACAAGAAGUCGGAUCUCAUGGACGCGAUACAAGAGGCAUUUUUAGAGUUCAUCAAUUUGAAAAGGUCGAACAGUUUUGUUUAACAUCUCCGUAUGAAAAUAAAUCUUGGCAAAUGAUGGAAGAGAUGAUUUCUAAUGCGGAAGAAUUCUAUCAAGCAUUGGAGAUUCCAUACCGCAUAGUAAAUAUAGUAUCGGGUGCACUGAAUAAUGCUGCUUCAAAAAAAUUGGAUUUAGAAGCAUGGUUCCCUGGAUCCGGUGCAUUUCGUGAACUUGUGUCGUGCAGCAAUUGUUUAGAUUAUCAAGCUAGACGAUUAUUGGUCAGGUAUGGUCAAACAAAAAAGAUGAAUGCAAAUACCGAUUAUGUACACAUGUUAAAUGCAACAAUGUGUGCAGUUACACGUGUUAUAUGCGCCAUUUUAGAAGUACAUCAAACCGAUACCGGUAUCAAAGUCCCGAAAGUUCUUGCGCAGUUUAUGCCAAUUGAAUAUCAAGAUGAAAUUCCAUUUGUUAAGACAGCACCUAUCGAGGAGGCAGAAAUGAAAAAAACAAAAAGAACGAAAGAACCAAAGGACGUUAUCUUAAAUUAAAUGAAUCGUAUUAUUGAUCUCUUCGAAGGAGCAGAAAAAGAUCUGAAUAAAUUCAGUUGCGUUUGAUUAACGAUUGCAAUUUAAUUUCGAUGUAAAACUGAACGGUCAAUUCUCAUAUUCGAAGACCGAUUUUUCUUUGAAACAUUAUGGCUUCUACAUCGCUUUAGCGUAUAUACGCAAAAAUCAAUAACUUUGGUUCAUUCCAUUAUUAUAACUAUAAAUAACAUUCUUUAUUAUAAUUUGAGCACUUCGGUACAUACUCUUAAACAUAUAAUAAAUAAAUCUAGGAAAGCAGUAUAACCGUU
Messenger RNA from Megalopta genalis, 2420 nucleotides. It is a transcript of the gene SerRS, whose product is annotated as Seryl-tRNA synthetase. NCBI's taxonomy places the organism in Eukaryota, Metazoa, Arthropoda, Insecta, Hymenoptera, Halictidae. The record is from RefSeq and is a predicted model, not a curated record. Gene Ontology annotation, molecular function: ATP binding; serine-tRNA ligase activity. Gene Ontology annotation, biological process: seryl-tRNA aminoacylation.